Molecule: messenger RNA, 345 nt
Organism: Frieseomelitta varia
Lineage: Eukaryota; Metazoa; Arthropoda; Insecta; Hymenoptera; Apidae
Exons: 4
Coding region: 1-345 (114 amino acids)
Source: RefSeq, a predicted model, not a curated record
AUGACUUUCCGAGGACAACGACGUAGGAGAAAAAUACGUAAAUGGCUGAAUGUUUUACGAACAAAUAAUCGAAACCUUCAUCCAUCGUUAAAUAAUCACAGGUUACACGAUCAUUUUUACGCGACGAGAUCGAAGAGCGAACAACGUAUUGUCACAAAAGCAGACUCGAAUCAAUCGUUGGUCGUCUCGAAACAAUCAUCGGACAGCAGUGUCAUUUAUCUGGGAACUUUCCGAAAGAUUCCUGAAUUAAUAAAUUUGGAAGACGCCAAUGAUGACUGUCAGGCAGAGGUAGCCAGACACGACGAAAUUCAAUCUCCAAAAUUUGAGGUAUACUAUACAGAAUAA